AUGCUUGGUCGAGCUGGUCGUCCACAAUAUGAGCCGAAGGGUAAAGGAAUCUUGAUUACUAACCAUUCCAAGCAGCAGUUGUAUCUCUCACUGAUGAAUCAGCAGCUACCCGUCGAAAGCCAUAUGUCUCGUCUUCCUGAUAUGCUUAAUGCCGAAGUAGUGUUGGGUACCAUCAGUAGUGUCAGCGACGCCCUGUCUUGGCUUGGUUACACAUAUCUCUACAUCCGUAUGCUAAAAUCGCCAACUUUAUAUGGAAUACCAAUCGAUCAAGCGUUAACUUCUAUGCUUUUGCUUACUCAUGUGCUGUAUAUGGUUGAUCGACAUGCGCAUGUAGUGACUUACUUCCAGAAAGCCGAUCUCCGUUUGGAACAGCGAUGA
This is a messenger RNA of Cylicocyclus nassatus, 378 nucleotides long. The record is from the annotation of a GenBank genome assembly. Lineage: Eukaryota; Metazoa; Nematoda; Chromadorea; Rhabditida; Strongylidae.